AUGGUCGGAGAAGACGAGAACAUGCAAAUGUUUAACGUUGUCUUUCACCAUGGAGGGGAGUUUAUAAAGUUGAUUAAAGGUGAAACGAUAUACAGGGGUGGUGUUUCAACCAUAGUGUAUGGGCAAGUCAUUGAUAAAUGGUCAAUGCUUAACAUUGGUAAUUUGGUUAAUGGGUGGGGUUACAUAGAAGGGACAUACUGA
Messenger RNA from Lathyrus sativus (Indian pea), 201 nucleotides. The record is from the annotation of a GenBank genome assembly. NCBI's taxonomy places the organism in Eukaryota, Viridiplantae, Streptophyta, Magnoliopsida, Fabales, Fabaceae.